AGCAAAGAGGUUCUGUAAUCCCUAUUGGAAUCCCUAAGUUCAUUAAUAUUCAAGGUAGAUCUAAAAUCUUUCCCCAGCGGGAAAAAAGCUUUAUUCAAAAGUCAUAUUAAGUAGGAAAACAUUUUUUUUAGUUAUUUGGUAAUUUUUAACCAGCGCCAGAAUACCGUGAUCAGUUUGCCGGUUUUCAGUUUGCAUAUUUAGAUUUGGCCCCUGUCAUCAAGACCCUCCAUAGUUACUCUAAAGUUAUUUUAUAUUCAUUAGAACUGUCAAAAAAAAAUAACCUCACUAUUUUUGAAAUUAAAAUUGUGGAAAUGCAUAGUGGCAAACAUUACAAGGUGCAAAUAGCAGAGUAGAAAUCACAUAAAACUAUUAGGUACAAUCUAGAUCAAGAUAUAUAAGAAACCAUUUGUGACCUGUGAUGCACUUGUAAAGAAAUAUGUAAACAAAACAGCUAAUUCUGCAAAAAGACUGUCAUGACUAUAUACAAAAAUUGUACCACAAAAAGAUAUGGAAAAAGUUUAUGCCACAGCAGCCGCCACUUCUACAGAUCCCAUAAAUAUACAAAAUUAUUUUCAAGAAUAUAAAGCCAUAUGCCCUUUAUCAAACUCCAAUGUCGAAGGUGCUGAAGAAAUAAAAGAUUUAUUAGGAAAUGAAUUUGACUUAGAUUUAAGUAAAGAAAAAAUCGCUUCAUUGGAAGAACUUUGCAGUAUUCACAAGUUGAAGUUAUGUUCUGAACCAAAGGAUUUACCUUUAGAUAAUAUGCCUCAAAAAAAUUACAUUCCAGUUACCUAUCCUAUAACAAAAGAGGCCAAAAUUUUGGAGACUGUAAAAUGCAAAGAAGGAUUUAAUGUACUAAAAAAUAAUUUCCUACUUGAUUUUACAACCAGGCCCAACAAAUCAAAUGUUAACAACAAAAUGAUAACCACACCUCAAGAUAUUGAUCCUGGAUCAACUUUUAUUUACAACAUCUUGGUCUAUCAGCCAUUUAGCACCAUGACAGGACAAAAACUUAGUAUAGAAAAUCUCAGGAUCAUGUAUGAAAUUGAAGCAAUUGGAUUAAACACAUUAUUGGAUAUAGCAAAUGCCAUAAAAUGCAUCUCCGACUUGUUCUGUUUUAAAGAGGUAGAAAAUACAGAAGCAGAUUUAUCAAAAUUAGUAAAUGCAAAGGAAAUUUAUCCUUCAAGGUGUUUUUUUAUUGAAAAUGUUUUUUAUAAUGAUCCUCCACACGGAAAUGCCUCAGUGUAUUCCUCUGUUGUUAUAAAAUGGGCUAAAGAAAAACAUAUAGGAGACUUCCAUGAUGAAACAAUGGAUACACCCUUAAAUAACCUUAAACCAAGAUUAGGCUUUGGUUAUGUUUACAUCCAUCAAGGCAAUUGCGAACAUAUCAUUACAUUUUCAGAUGCUCGCAUGAUACAAAACAAUGACAGUUUAAUAUCCUCUGAGUAUCCAAAAAUAAUUUCGGCUAAACAGCAUGCAAAUCAUUUAUGCUUUAUUUGUCAGUAUAGUCAUUCCUCUUGGAUGGUUAUGGACAGUGAUCGUUUACCAAUUAGAAAUGCAUUUUUUUGUACCAAAUGCUGCAAGUCAUAUAUGUUUGUUAAUGGAAAGAAGCUUGGUAGUUUCAGAUUGUAUCCUUAUUAUGACAGUGAAGUACUGGCAAGAUAUUCAGUGGAAGACGAAAUAAAGUGAAAACAAAGCAGCAAUACAAUAAAAAAUUGAAU
Cylas formicarius (sweet potato weevil) is the source of this 1718-nucleotide messenger RNA. RefSeq names its product snRNA-activating protein complex subunit 3 (gene Pbp49). NCBI's taxonomy places the organism in Eukaryota, Metazoa, Arthropoda, Insecta, Coleoptera, Brentidae. The coding region runs from base 508 to 1686 and encodes 392 amino acids. Gene Ontology annotation, biological process: snRNA transcription by RNA polymerase II; snRNA transcription by RNA polymerase III. Gene Ontology annotation, cellular component: snRNA-activating protein complex. Gene Ontology annotation, molecular function: RNA polymerase II cis-regulatory region sequence-specific DNA binding; RNA polymerase III type 3 promoter sequence-specific DNA binding; bent DNA binding. The transcript is spliced from 6 exons. The record is from RefSeq and is a predicted model, not a curated record.